Molecule: messenger RNA, 2708 nt
Organism: Xiphophorus couchianus (Monterrey platyfish)
Lineage: Eukaryota; Metazoa; Chordata; Actinopteri; Cyprinodontiformes; Poeciliidae
Gene: il2rb
Product: interleukin 2 receptor, beta
Exons: 10
Coding region: 314-1951 (545 amino acids)
Biological process (GO): cytokine-mediated signaling pathway; immunoglobulin mediated immune response
Cellular component (GO): external side of plasma membrane
Molecular function (GO): cytokine receptor activity; protein binding
Source: RefSeq, a predicted model, not a curated record
GUAGCACCUCCACCAACCCGGCCCGUCCCUUCUCACUAUCGCUCACCGCUGCUGAAGCUUCCUGUAAGACCUGUGAGCUGUGGUUUCAAGUGGAAAAUGUCACUGGGCACUUAGAAGAAAACAGAAAAGGGGCGAGAAAGACAAGAGAGAGAGAGAGAGAGAGAGAGAGAGCUGAUGUGACAGUCAGUUUGCUCUACUAGAGAGAAAGAGGUGCAGAGAGAGAAAUGAGAGAAAUCUAAUCAUCUGGCCAGAGGAGGACUACGCGAGGAUGUCAUUCCUCUUGCCGACCACCUGCUAUCAGGAUACAUAAGUCAUGUCGCUGGCUGUGGAGACGCUGUGGGCCCUGUGGAUGUCGCUGGUUCUGAUUCCAGCUCAUUCUCACAAAGCCUCACCCGGACUCGUCUGCACAAAUAACUUUGUUAACAACGUCAGCUGCAGUUGGACCGGAGCUGGGCUUGGUUCUGCGGAGGACUGUUCGAUUUAUGGAGAGCAUACUGUUUGGAUUAAUAGACAACCGCUCUUAACCCUUCAAAGCUGCAAACUGAAACAACAUGGAAAUUCUUCUCUGGGCUGCAGCUUUGUCUUUGGAAAAACAGAGUUCUCUGGUUAUGACGUGAUGCCAAACAUCUAUUUGAAGUGUAACGGGACACUGGUGGAGAAGAUCACAGGCUACAAGCCAGGGGAACACAUUAAAAUGCAUCCUCCAGGAGCUCCCCAGGUCAACAUCACUGCCAAUUUCACCUUGAUAUCAUGGAGCCUGGGGAAUCCUGUCUCAAAGUAUUUCACCUCUGGCUUCGACUUCCAGCUUCAGAUUAAACAGAGACAACAGCAAUGGAGGGACUCCAGAAAUGUUUCCACGAGGGAGCGAGAGCUGAGGUUUGAGGUGGGGAAACUAAAGAGCGGCUUGGAAGUCAGAGUCAGAGUCAAUCCGGUUGGGAGACCCGGCAGCCACUGGAGCGACUGGAGCCCGACAACAUCCUGGGAGGAUUUGAAAGAUGAGAAAAGUCAUUCAUACUCACCAUCGGAUCAGAACACAGUGAGGUGGAGCUUAUUGGCCCUCGGCUUGUUUCUCGCCACCGUCAUCAUUGUGUUGGCCCGCUACAAGACCCGGGGGCUGCUCAAAGGGAAGCCUCUACCAAAUCCCUCGGAGUACUUCCAAUCUCUCCACACUGUCCACCAGGGAAAUCUGAAAGAAUGGCUUAAUCCCUUUUCAGGGACCCAGUCGUUCUUCGUCACCCCUUCGUGCGACCGAAUCUCCCAUGUUGUGGUGUGUGAGGACUGGAACGAGGAGGCAUCCUCCCCGUCUCCAACUUCCAUCACCACAAGCCCCCUUCUUCACUUCCACAGAUACCCCACUUCUUGCUCAAACAACAACGGCCUCAUCUACAACUCGUCGUCCCUGUCAAGCUUCUCAAACGUGGGCUACUUCAUGUCCAGCUCCUCCGGCGGCGGCUCGGCUCGGACCGACUCCAACCCGGCUUACUUCGCCUAUCAAGACAAUUUCCAGGACCCUCCCCACAUCCAUGGCCUGCACUUCCGCCUGUGUGAUUCCCUCGCUUCGUAUCCCGAAUAUGAGAGCUUGAAAAGGGAGCCGGAGAGCCCCGACUCUGGUUUUGGCAUUAUGAAGGAAGAUGAAAUGAAAGAGACACAGAGAGCGAUUAGCAGGGAAGGGGAGGAAGUUCUGAUUGACCAGAGUUCCCCUCUUCUCUUCCUUCCUCUCCACCUUCCCUAUCGCCCUCCCUCCUCUCCAUCAGCUCAUCCUUCCACGUUGACACAGCCGUCUGAAAGCCAGCAGAUGGACGCUGCUGAGACAGACACAGGCAGUAGCUCAGCUGCUCAGCCUGUUGCUGGCGCCAUGUACAGAUCCUCCUCUAUGCCCGUGGAACCCUUCAGAACCGGCUAUCUGACGCUUAAAGAGCUGCAAAUGACAUUCAGUAACAAAUCCAUCUAAAAGCUGACCUUAGAAACUUGACUCAUCAUUAGGAGGAAUUCAAGAAGUGUUUCUAAGGAGAGAAAACAGAAAAAAUGCCAAAUUUGUCACAAAAAUUCAAAGAUAGACGCAAAGUAGUCUAUCUACUGUCUACUACUUGAGGACAGUAAAGUGUACCUUGGUAAAAUUUUUGAAGUCAUCUGGCUGAGAGUGGUUUGGAGAAGAAUAAGAAAGGAAGAAGUUUGUGUGGUUUAUCUCAGAUCUCUUAAUCACAGAAAACAUAACUGACAUAAACUUACUUGGGAUGUUUGAUCUCAUGGUGUCAAGAAAGCCACCCCCCAAUACUGCAACCAUUUUGCAUCCCCAGUUUUUACAAAUCUCAGCCUAUUUUUGUGUACUUGGCUUGCAAAAUUGUACUAUAGGUUGUGCAUGUCAUUUAUAUGAUCUAACACGUGUGGGUUUUCCCUAACAAUCUGAGUUUAGCAUUGGCUGCUGCAUCUCCCCAUUCUGUCUGUGUCACAUCGCCGGCUCUGGUAAGCAAAUCCCUAGGUUUAUGAAGUAGAAGAAUGACUUUGUCUAAGAGCUUUGUCUACACAUGACUAACUAGGACGGUGACCACAAGUCAUCAAAACAUAGAGCAAACAUUGCUAAUAUUAGCCUAGCACUACAGCUGACUUUCCUGGAUAAAAAUAAGGUCAUCAGCAGCCAGAUGUAAGUUUAUUGAAGACUAACGGUGUGUUGAGUCACAUACAGCUACAGAAAUAAACAAUAAAAAGAU